This is a messenger RNA of Plectropomus leopardus (leopard coralgrouper), 636 nucleotides long. The record is from RefSeq and is a predicted model, not a curated record. Lineage: Eukaryota; Metazoa; Chordata; Actinopteri; Perciformes; Serranidae.
ACCAGGCUCUCUGUGUCGUCCAACAUGGCCUCCUACAGCUCCUCCGCCCAAACCGCCUCCUCCUACCGCCGCCAUUUCGGCCACAGCGGCUACGCCUCGCCUUCCCUCAACCGCUCCCUGCUGGGCCACAGCGCCGGCGGCGGGGGCCACGUCUCCUCCAGGGUCUAUGAGGUGACCCGGACCAGCUCCACACCAGCAUACCGGGUCUCCUCCAGCUACUAUGGGAAGCCCCUAAUGACCUCCCGCGCCUCUGUCGGGCGCUCCUACGCUGGGAUGGGCGAGACGCUGGACUUCAGCCUGGCCGACGCCCUGAACCAGGAGUUCCUGACCACGCGGACCAACGAGAAGGCUGAGCUGCAGCACCUGAACGACCGCUUUGCCAGCUACAUCGAGAAGGUGCGCUUCCUGGAGCAGCAGAACCACGCGCUGACGGUGGAGGUGGAGCGGCUGCGAGGGCGUGAGCCGACGCGCAUCGCCGACCUGUACGAGGAGGAGAUGAGCGAGCUGAGGAGGCAGGUGGAGAUCCUGACCAAUCAGAGGUCACGCAUAGAAGUGGAGAGGGACAACCUGGCUGACGACCUGGACAAGCUCAAACUCAGGUGGGAGGGGCAACACGACGUGUGUGUGUCUCUUUAA